UACCUUGAAAGCUUAUAACUACGAAACCCUCUCCUGCUCAUCUCAUUCUCAUUCCGAUUAGGCGUCUGUAUUCUUCAUAAUCUCGAUCCUUCGUCAAGAUGCAGAUCUUUGUUAAGACCCUUACUGGAAAAACCAUAACUCUUGAAGUUGAGAGUUCUGAUACCAUUGACAAUGUUAAGGCAAAAAUCCAAGACAAGGAGGGUAUCCCCCCUGACCAGCAAAGGUUGAUUUUUGCUGGAAAGCAGCUUGAGGAUGGUAGGACUUUGGCUGAUUAUAACAUUCAAAAAGAGUCCACCCUACACCUUGUACUUCGUUUGAGAGGAGGAAUGCAAAUAUUUGUCAAAACACUAACCGGGAAGACCAUCACACUUGAAGUUGAGAGUUCAGAUACGAUUGACAACGUGAAGGCAAAGAUCCAGGACAAGGAGGGUAUUCCUCCAGACCAGCAGAGGCUUAUCUUUGCUGGUAAGCAGCUGGAGGAUGGCCGGACAUUGGCUGAUUAUAACAUCCAGAAGGAGUCCACCCUUCACUUGGUUCUCCGUCUGAGAGGUGGCAUGCAAAUUUUUGUGAAGACCCUCACUGGAAAAACUAUCACCCUUGAAGUUGAGAGCUCAGACACCAUUGAUAAUGUCAAAGCGAAAAUCCAGGACAAGGAGGGUAUUCCCCCAGACCAGCAGAGGCUUAUAUUUGCUGGUAAGCAGCUCGAGGAUGGCCGGACAUUGGCUGAUUAUAACAUCCAGAAAGAGUCCACCCUUCACUUGGUUCUCCGUUUAAGAGGCGGCAUGCAAAUUUUUGUGAAGACCCUCACUGGAAAAACUAUUACCCUUGAAGUUGAGAGUUCAGACACCAUCGAUAAUGUGAAAGCUAAAAUCCAGGACAAGGAGGGUAUUCCCCCAGACCAGCAGAGGCUCAUAUUUGCUGGUAAACAGCUGGAAGAUGGUCGGACAUUGGCGGACUACAACAUCCAGAAGGAGUCUACCCUUCACUUGGUUCUCCGUUUGAGAGGUGGCAUGCAAAUUUUUGUGAAGACCCUUACUGGUAAAACUAUUACCCUUGAAGUUGAGAGUUCAGACACUAUCGACAAUGUGAAAGCAAAAAUCCAGGACAAGGAAGGUAUUCCACCCGACCAGCAGAGGCUAAUCUUUGCUGGUAAGCAGCUAGAAGAUGGUCGAACUUUGGCUGACUACAAUAUACAGAAGGAAUCAACCCUUCACCUUGUUCUCCGCCUACGUGGGGGUAUGCAGAUUUUUGUGAAGACCUUAACUGGUAAAACAAUCACUCUUGAAGUUGAGAGCUCAGACACAAUUGACAAUGUCAAGGCGAAAAUCCAGGACAAGGAAGGCAUUCCUCCUGACCAACAGAGGCUGAUCUUUGCUGGAAAACAGCUUGAGGAUGGCCGCACUUUGGCUGACUACAACAUACAGAAAGAAUCCACGUUGCACCUUGUUCUUCGCCUUCGUGGAGGUAUGCAGAUAUUUGUGAAGACCCUCACAGGUAAAACUAUCACACUAGAGGUGGAGAGCUCUGACACCAUAGAUAAUGUGAAGGCAAAGAUUCAAGACAAGGAGGGUAUCCCUCCAGAUCAGCAGAGGCUCAUAUUUGCUGGAAAGCAGCUAGAGGAUGGGCGGACCUUGGCAGAUUACAAUAUUCAGAAGGAAUCUACACUUCAUCUUGUUCUUCGACUCCGUGGUGGUGAUAUGCAGAUCUUUGUUAAAACCCUUACUGGGAAGACUAUAACCCUUGAAGUGGAAAGUUCUGAUACCAUUGACAAUGUUAAGGCGAAAAUCCAAGACAAGGAAGGUAUCCCCCCUGACCAGCAAAGGUUGAUUUUUGCUGGAAAGCAGCUUGAGGAUGGCAGGACUUUGGCAGAUUAUAACAUUCAGAAAGAGUCCACACUCCACCUCGUCCUUCGUUUGAGAGGUGGAAUGCAAAUAUUUGUUAAGACACUCACCGGAAAGACCAUCACCCUUGAAGUUGAGAGCUCAGAUACAGUUGACAAUGUAAAGGCGAAAAUCCAAGACAAGGAAGGAAUCCCCCCUGACCAGCAAAGGUUGAUUUUUGCUGGAAAGCAGCUUGAGGAUGGCAGGACGUUGGCAGAUUAUAACAUUCAGAAGGAGUCCACACUGCACCUGGUCCUUCGCUUGAGGGGUGGAAUGCAAAUAUUUGUAAAGACACUAACUGGAAAGACCAUCACGCUUGAGGUGGAAAGCUCUGAUACAAUCGACAAUGUAAAGGCAAAAAUCCAAGACAAGGAAGGAAUCCCCCCAGACCAGCAAAGGUUGAUUUUUGCUGGAAAGCAGCUUGAGGAUGGCAGGACUUUGGCAGAUUAUAACAUUCAGAAGGAGUCCACACUCCACCUUGUUCUUCGCCUGAGAGGUGGAAUGCAAAUAUUUGUGAAGACACUGACCGGAAAGACCAUCACUCUUGAAGUGGAGAGCUCUGACACAAUCGACAAUGUGAAGGCAAAGAUCCAGGACAAGGAGGGUAUCCCCCCCGAUCAGCAGAGGCUCAUCUUUGCUGGUAAACAGCUUGAGGAUGGAAGGACUCUGGCUGAUUACAACAUUCAAAAGGAAUCCACCCUUCACCUGGUUCUUCGCCUUCGUGGAGGAAUGCAGAUAUUUGUGAAGACCCUGACGGGAAAGACGAUUACACUAGAGGUGGAGAGCUCAGACACCAUAGAUAAUGUGAAGGCAAAAAUUCAGGACAAGGAAGGGAUCCCUCCAGAUCAGCAGAGGCUCAUCUUUGCAGGGAAGCAGUUGGAGGAUGGUCGGACUCUUGCUGAUUACAACAUUCAGAAGGAGUCUACUCUUCACUUGGUUCUUCGUCUUCGUGGGGGGUCUGGCACGUCUGGGUUCUGAAUGGCUGGUUAUGGUCGUUCCUGUCUGUCUUUUGGGAUAUGUUUGAUGUUAUAGUAUGUGGUAUGAUGCAGUUGCUUCUUGCUUCUGCUUGAAAUAAAGAGUGAAUGACAUUAGUACCUAAACUACUUGUUUCUCUGGUAUGCUUGAUUAGAAAUUUAUGCCUUCUAAUGAUAGGACUAUAAUAUAUUUGAUGGUUGAUUAGAAUUUGAAA
This is a messenger RNA of Vitis riparia (riverbank grape), 3069 nucleotides long. Its product is annotated as polyubiquitin 4. The transcript has 3 exons. Gene Ontology annotation, cellular component: cytoplasm; nucleus. Bases 99 to 2858 code for a protein of 919 amino acids. Gene Ontology annotation, molecular function: protein tag activity; ubiquitin protein ligase binding. The record is from RefSeq and is a predicted model, not a curated record. Gene Ontology annotation, biological process: modification-dependent protein catabolic process; protein ubiquitination. Lineage: Eukaryota; Viridiplantae; Streptophyta; Magnoliopsida; Vitales; Vitaceae.